This is a messenger RNA of Petromyzon marinus (sea lamprey), 6854 nucleotides long. RefSeq names its product dual specificity testis-specific protein kinase 2-like. Gene Ontology annotation, molecular function: ATP binding; protein serine/threonine kinase activity. Gene Ontology annotation, biological process: protein phosphorylation; actin cytoskeleton organization. Gene Ontology annotation, cellular component: nucleus; cytoplasm. Lineage: Eukaryota; Metazoa; Chordata; Hyperoartia; Petromyzontiformes; Petromyzontidae. The record is from RefSeq and is a predicted model, not a curated record.
CCCACAAAAACCGCCCUUUGAGCUGCGCCGCUAAAAGUAUACACCGCCGCUUUCACGACGUCACGCCCACGGGGUAAACAUAUCCCAGCGUGCACCGCGGCGUGGGUGGGGGGGGGGUGGUGGCCGGGCGUGGCCGCGUGGAGACGGCGCCAGAAGCCGAGUUCCAGCGCAGCUCUCACCCCCCGCGUCUCUCUCGCUGCGGCUCCGGUUUCCCGGCCAGCGGUGGAUAGAGCAAGCUGAAGCUUGACCAGCUUCAGGGCGAAUAGGAGCGCACGUCGCAGGCGGCUCCAGCCGGUUCCCGAGGAGCAAUCGAACCACAAUCGGUGCAGCGAGCGGCUCCGGCCUUGACUGCAGCAGCAGCAGCUUCAGAGGCUCCAACUCGGCUCCCCUCCCCCCGAGUCCAGCUAAAAACUUCCCGUUCAGCAGCGGAUAGAGCAAAGCGGCCGCAGCUUCACAGCGACUAUAGAAUACAUUAUCCAGCGGCGUCAGCUUUCUUACGGUCAAGCCUGAACGAUAGCUUCAGCGUCGACUUCGCAUUCAGCUAGUGGAUACAUAUCCAGCUUCAACUCCGGCCUGCGCUGCAGCUCGAUAAUCAUCAUAUCCAGAGCCCUUGAGCCUCCUGCUCCAGCGGUGGAUAAGAGCUCCAUAACGAGUCCAAACUGCAUCGUUCAGCGGCUCCAGCAGCUACCUUAACCUCACAAUCUGCUCUCCAAUAGACUCUCCGCCGCCGCCGCCACUACGUUAGUUCCAGCUCCCGCCUAAACUACGGCUCCGUAGUAGGUAGGUAGGUAGGGGGCGGGGGGGGGGGUCCAAGCUUGUCGCGACGCAUCCCACGGCUGGGAGUCGCGUCCAUUGCGACUGCAACCCUGGAUCUAGCAGCCUCGCCACCAGCUCCACCCGCGACUCCGCCUCGAGCCCAAGCCUCGACUCCGGCCUCGCCCGAGCGGGGGGGCGAUGCCUCGGGCGGCGCUCGGGCGCUGAGAGUCCACGCGGUGGACGCCGGUGCCGUCGCGACGAUGAACGUCAACAGCAACAAGACGGUGGCGGUGAACGUGGGCGACGUGGCGCAGCGCUGGAUCGAGUCCGGCGCCCUCCUCCAGCCUCGCUCCCUGCAGCCCGACUCGGGCUCUGGAGACCGGGGGGACACGGUCCUGCCGGCGGCGGCUACCACCGCCGCCAGCAACCCUCCUGCUGUCCCUCAGGUGCCCUUCCACAUCCCCGGGCUUGGCCGCCUGAGGCCGUCCUCCUACCUGGCUCUGUUCAGCGCUGUGAACAAGCUGGCUCGCCUGGACGACUUCGUGUGCGAGCUCAAGAUCGGAUCGGGAUUCUUCUCCGAAGUCUACAAGGUGCGAGACAAGGGCACGGGGAAGGUGAUGGUGCUGAAGAUGAACAUCCUGAGCAGCAACCGUGGCAACAUGCUCCGUGAAGUGCAGCUCAUGAACCGCCUCUCCCAUCCGAACAUUCUCGGGUACAUGGGCGUUUGCGUUCACGAGGGACAGCUGCACGCGCUAACGGAGUACGUCAACGGGGGUAACCUGGAGCAGCUGCUGGACAGCCCCGUGUACCUGUCGUGGUUGGUUCGCAUCAAGCUGGCCCUGGACAUCGCGCGGGGACUCAAGUACCUGCAUUCGAGGGGCGUCUUCCACCGUGACCUCACCUCCAAGAACUGCCUGAUAAAGUACGACGAUAGCGGCUACACGGGCAUCGUCGGGGACUUUGGCCUGGCUGAGACGAUCCCAAAGUGCAAUGAGAAGGGAGAGCGGGAGCGCCUGGCCGUCGUGGGUUCCCCCUUCUGGAUGGCUCCUGAGGUUCUCCGUGGAGAGAUCUACGAUGAGACGAUUGACGUGUUCUCCUUCGGAAUCAUCCUGUGCGAGAUCAUAGCCCGCGUACAGGCCGACCCGGACUACCUUCCGCGUACGGAGAAUUUUGGCCUGGAUUACGAGACUUUCCAGCACAUGGUCGGGGACUGCCCGUCCGAUUUCCUGCAGCUCGCCUUCAACUGCUGUAACAUGGACCCCAAGCUGCGGCCGAACUUCGAGGAGGUCGAGCGGGCGCUGGAGGAGAUGAGCAGGAGCAUCGAGACGGAGAGGACAGAGACCGGGUCCCCGUCCAGCCAGGGGGGCAGCACCGAGGCCGUGUGGCAGCCAGGUGCGCGGGAGAAGGGGCCAGGGUGCAAGCGCAGCAAGCCGCUGAACUCUCCGCCGGGCGACGGCGAGUCGGCGUGGAAGAGCUCGCGAUCGCGCCUGGACACGCGGCUCUCCCGCAGCCACUCGGACGUCUUCUCCCCGCACUCCAAGACGCGGGGCGGGGCGGUGGUGAGCGUCAUGGACCCCUACUACACGCCGGGCAGCGCCAACAGCGGGAAGGUGAACCCCUUCUCGUCGCGUAAGGAGCUCAAAGGCGGGCGCGUCAAGUUCUUCGACACGCCCACGCGGCCGACGCUGGCGCCCCUGGCGUUCGACCAGCCGAUGAAAGAUGCCGUGGACGGCAUGAAGCCGGAACCGCAGUCGACUCCGCAGAAAACGCAGCAGCGGCCGCAAGCGGAUGAGGACGAGUGGGACAGCACGCUGGACAUGGACUUCACGCUAAUGCCGUUGCGGACGUGUAGGUCUCUUCCCAGCUCGCCGGAGCUGCCGCGGAGAGACAUGCCGGUGCGGGCACCGGUGACUCACGCCACACUCGGCCGGGUGACGUGGCGAGCGAAUCAAGACCGCCGCCGCCACACCGACUCCCCUCGCCCGGAACUGACGUCGUCACGGCAGGGCGGCGCCGGCGACAGAGGCACGGCGGCAGCGGUGGGGGUAGCAUCGACGAGCAGUGACAGUGACCCGCUGGAACUCGACUACGUACUGAGCGAGAGCCGCUUUUCAGGCAUGAAGCUGAGCGGUGGCGGCGACGGCUGCGCCCCAUCCCGAUUCCACGCCGAGACGCCGCGCUAUCGGUGCUCGCGCGACGAGAGCGAGACGUCGAGCAGUGGGUGCUACUCGCAGCCCGGAGACGACGGCUCCACGGACUGCUCCUCCAGCUUCCACGGCAACGGCUUCCGCGGCUACGACGACGACGACGACGACGACGACGAGGACGUGACGGACGGCUCGACAGACGACGUGUGGCAGGACAGCGACGAGCAGCGGCGAGGCUGCCCGCACGGGCAGAGGUGCGGCCCGCACUCGGACGCCGAGGGGCCCGGCUGCACCGAGUCACCGGCGUACAGGGACUGCGCGUGCUCGCCGGUGUACCACCGUGCCGGGAAACCGUCCGCAACCAGGAAGGCCGUGCCAGGCUACGGCAAGACGCUGUUCUCCCCGCAGCCCGUUUCACUGAGCAGCAACAACAGCAGCACCCCCUUCGUACUGCUGCGGGGCAGCGCCAGCCCCGGCGAAGUGGCCGUGACGACGCAGAGGGCGGCAGGGGGCAUGGGCAACCGAGCGACGCUGCAGCAGGAACUGUUUUAGGCGGCGGGGCGAAACGCUCGCCACGGCAGCGUGCUUCUGUAAUCGUUUAUUUGCUGUGAAGUAAAUGUAAGAAGUGGACGUGCGUGCGCACACACACAAGCACAUACGUACGGACGGAUGCGCGCACUUGUAAUCCGGUGCCCGUCUGGGCGUGCGCGUGCGUGCUCGCUCCAGAUUAAGAGAGACAUUUCUCAAUGCUGAUAAACACGCUCUGAACUCGAACGCACAUAUGCAAGGGCUGUACAAACUCUUUAUGCUAAAUUUGGUUUAAAACUAAAAGAUUGUUUUUUUUUUUUCCCGUCUCAGAAAUUGUGCAUCUAUUUAAUGAAAGUCAAGGUUGUAAAUAAUUUUAUAAUUUAUUCCUAUUGAUGCUGAAUGUCUUAAAUGUUCUUUAGCAAGCCGAGGCAGGUCAGUCUUGCCACCAGUCCAGGCUUCUAAGGAGCUGUUGAUAUGCGGGCACCUCCGUCGCGUGUAGAAACGGCUGCUCCGACCCGCGGGCAAACAGUUGACACAGGCGGAGCCGUCCCUAGGGUACGGCUAAUCGGAAAGCGACUGCCCUGGGCCCCGUACUUUGGGGAGGCCCCGCGCAUCGACGGCACGAUGUCAGAUGUAAUACUUCCGGUUUAGUUUCAAGCCAUCGGGGGGGGGGAGGGGGUGGCGGCACACGGUGUGAUUUGCUCCGGGCCUCGCAGACCGCUAUGGAUGACUCGGGCCACAGAGCGUGAACUGUCCCUGCACAUGAACCUUAACGCGGCGGUGGCGAUGACAACGACGUUGCUCGUUCAGCCAACUGCUGUUUGGAAGUGGCCGUGGCUCAUCUCGUAACUGUGCCGCUGUAAUGGGGAGGGGCAUCCACCCUUCGGGAUAAGUCACGUCCCGUGGCCCGUUGAUCCGUGCAACAACAAACCCGUUGCCAAGUCCUCGCGAAUCGUUUGACCUACGUCUCGUUACCGGCUGUAAUUUUGCUGUCUGCGUAACAGUGACUCAAUGUAAAGGUUCUACGUUGACAUAGUUUUGAGCGUUGGACUGUUGCUGUGCGUCGUUUACCGGACUCCCAAUCCCGUGUUCGAUCGAAGCCGCCCCUCGCGAUGGCCCACUCGGAGUUGAGACGCUGAGGUCAUCGGCAUUCGCGAAAACCGUUACCGUCAACGAGCGUGCAACGUGCCCCCCCCCCCCCCACGAAUCGAUGUAAAUGACGCACAGGUUGAUCAGGUCAAUGCUAUCUCUGCGAUGAGCCUUCGUCGCGUCACCGAUACGGCUGCUUUUUGUACAAUCGUCUUUGUCCACCUCCCUUGCCCACCUCCUCCGGCCAGCGUAAGCGAAAAGUCAAAAUGCCUUCCAAGACCGAAGGCCGUCUGCGUGGCGUUGUGGAGGAGGAGUGCCGCGCCGGGCCGGGCCGCCCCCCCCCGCCCCCCCCCCCCACCUCCGCGUGUUUCACGUCGUCGUAAUCGAACGUCGUGUUGCUUCGCCUUGCACCUGUGCCUUGGCUAUCUUGCUUAGCGCCGAACACUGAAGCGGCAGUCUCGAGUAGAGCGGGUAACGACUCGCAGGAUGCGAACGAGCGGAGGCGGGUCGCGUCGCCGCGCGCCCGUAGUAGGCGCGAUGGAUCGAGGGCCUUUGCCGCGCGACCGUCACUCGCGGCGGUGAGGAUGGCACACGGUGAGGGUGAAGGCGGUGCGCGUGGCGUUCGGACCGCCGGCCCCCGACUCGCCCCAAGCGUUCCCGUUUCAGCUUGGACGUUUUAUUUUUUGUCUCGGCACUUGUGGGGGAGGGGGGGGGGUUGGUCGGCAGCGUCAGCUCGUGUCCAUUCUGCGUUGAGGGGUUGUUCCAUCGUCGAUCGUGGUUUUUUUCUCUUUUUCUUCGACGUUCGUCUUCGGAAUCGAUAGCCGAAUCUGGUUCAGUUCUAGCCGGAGCGAUCAGCGCGAGGGCACGAACGCGGUUUGCCCACCAACUUACAGGUGAUGCCAGCAGCCCGGCUUAUCAGCAGCCGCCUCAAGGUGGUGACGUCCGCAACGUAAACAAGUCCUGGAAUUUGUUUUUAUUGUCGAACAUUUCGAUAUUUGUGUGCGACGAACCGAUUUCCCCCCCCCCCCCCCCCCCCCCCCCAUCUUCAUGCGAUUAAUGAUCACGCUGAACAACCGCGUCCAUUAACAACGCGAGGUCCGCGCGAGGAGCAGAGCCGGGAGGCGUGCAGGGUGGGGGGCUCUCGUGGGCUGGGGCAGCGGCGCGGCGCGGCCCAAAGGCUUCCCGAUGGGCCUGGCGUGCACGCAACUCGUCAGUGCUGCUUCUUUGGAAAAGACCAAAGACAAACGUUGGAUAAUACAUUGAUUGUUUAUGUUUGCGUCCUGUCUGUUAACCCCCAAUUUGUAUAGGUCCCCCCCCCCCCCCUAAUUGAACAGCAAUAAAGUUUUCUUCAACACUCGUCCGCUGCCUGUCUGCGUGUCGGUGUGAGAGUGACAGGGGCGUGAACGGCCGCCGCGUGCUACCCGAGUGCCUUAUCGGAGAACGCGACUCAAGAAUCGAUUCUGAAGUUUUCUUUUUUUGGGGGGGGAGAUUGUGCUGGAUGUAGCGCCUGAUGUGGCUGGCCGAGUCACCUGUAUCGAUCGCAACGUAUCCCGGCUCUGGGUUCGGAUGUUGACGGUCAACUUAAUGCCUGGACUUCGUAGCUGCCGGGGCCCACCUUUCGACGUCAACCCCCGGGCGCGUCCGUCUCAGGCCCCGCCGCCUCCGAUCUCCCGAGGAGGAGCAGGAGGUGCGGGAAUUAGAGUUCUAAAAAAGCCUCGCUCUAUGGCCAACUCACCUGUCUGACCAAAUCAGUUUUUGCAAAUGAUUGUGGGACUCCUCUUACAAUGUAUGGUCGUUGAAAAUAAUUAUUACACGCAACAGGUUAAACGAUUGUUUCAUGCCAUGUGUGCUGUGUUUUUAAGUUUCAAGUUAAUUUUGUGUUAACCAGGUGAAAACUCGAAACCAGGAUGAGUCUCCUUUGCAUGAGUGACCUGGAACAUGAGUCUGCUGCCAGUCGGAGACGGUGAUUGCUAUAUGUAUAAUCGCAAUAGUUAUUUACGGUUUAAAUUCCAAAUUUGCCAAUUAUUGACCAUGACACCGGGGCACACAAUGGCCUACCGUCGCCAAUGUCAGGGCAUUAGCACAGUUGGCUACGUGUGGUGCGAAAGAAGUUAUGCACACGGGGCAUCUUUAACGUCCACCGUGAAGCAGCUGGCGCGUAGUAUUGUCACGGUUAUGACGCCCCCAGUAAUAACCAGGGCGGCCUUUGGAGUCGAACCGCGAUCGUCCGCAACAGGCUGGGCCGUGACACAGCCUUCGUGUGCGAGGUCACUGGAGCAUACCGCAGUGGCGAGAUGUUAACAAACCUCGCCUGGUAUACAGCUGGUCGUGGGU